AUGUUUCGGUCACCACUCUUCAGCUGGUCUCCACGGCCAGACCAAGACCCGCUGGCUACACCGGCAUCGCAGUCGCCAUCUCGAUUUGGCGCAUUUCAAAGCAACAUACGAACGAUGAUCAAUGGCUCUUCGAUCUAUUCGCAGUCUCCAGGCCUCGGUCCAUCGAACCAUGACACGCCUAAGGUGCCUUUCUUGGGGUUCCUCGGCCGCCGCCCGCACUCGCCCGAUGGGAACAUUCUUCCCACCUCGAACGAUGUGCCUCGCGAGUCAAAUGAUUCGCGAUCUCCUCUUCACCCUCAGCAUACUGCGGGUUCAUACAUGCGUACUAUCGCACCGCUACAAGACCCGCGAGAACCUGCAACAAUAUACAGUCGCCAUCCAGCGGACGUGCCGUUACCACAUCAACCAAACGGAUAUGCGGACCCCGAGGUACAAGAACUGGCCGACGACAUCCAUGGACGGAGACGGCGGCGGAAACACAAGAAGAGGAAGCAUAGGCGCACCGAACAAUGGGUCCGCCGGAGGGACGAGAGAGGCGGGCGCGGUUCAACAAAGUAUGUAAAAGGAACGGCAGCUCGAGCGAAGAUGUUCGCCUGUGCUAUUUCUGGUACUUUCCUUAUCAUCGUAUUAGCGAUCUAUCUCGCAAUCGCCCUCACGAACCGCGACCUUGGCCAGGAAGUCCACAUCCUCUUCAUACUAGUCCUCCUCACUAUCACCAUCUUCUUCUGCCACUCCCUGAUCAGACUCUGCAUGCUUAUGCUCAAUCCACCGCGCGAAGGACAUCGGCCACACCUCCCAGCUAUGACGGGACCUGACGGCUUCCAACCUAUUGUGCCUAUCCGCGUACAUCUUGCAAGAGACGUGGAAGCCGGAGCUUCUGAUGAGGAAGCCGAGAAUGACAUGGACAUCGAGGACCCAGAGAAGGACAAGAUUCCUCCACCUCCACCUGCCUACGGUCUCUGGAGGUGCAGCGUCCGCGCCGAUCCCAACCUCCUACACUGGCAGCGUGUCGAAAAUCGAGAAAACCGCGCCUCAAUCACCACAGACAUCCCUUACACACACAACGCAUCUGCCAUUGACCCACCCGGGGCCCCUCCUCUUGCGCCUGCUUCUGGUCCUCGCCCGCCAUCUUACAUCUCAGAAGACGGCGUGAGUUACAUUAUCGAAGCUGCACCGCGGAGUACGGUGAAUAACCGUGAGAGUUCCACGGGGGUCAGUGACAUUCAUCCUGCGUGGCGGCCAGGCUACGCUAUGAGCGAGGUCAGGGGAAAUUACGGUGUAGUGUAA
This is a messenger RNA of Cucurbitaria berberidis CBS 394.84, 1287 nucleotides long. RefSeq lists its product as uncharacterized. Bases 1 to 1287 code for a protein of 428 amino acids. NCBI's taxonomy places the organism in Eukaryota, Fungi, Ascomycota, Dothideomycetes, Pleosporales, Cucurbitariaceae. The transcript has 2 exons. The record is from RefSeq and is a predicted model, not a curated record.